CCCCCCCCCCCUUUCAGUGGUGGGAAUUUGCUUUUUUGGAGUGCUCAGGAGUCUUUGCUGAUGCUGAGGGAACUUGCUGCCCAUUUCUUGAAGGAGAUCAAUGCAGAAACAGUGUGGAGCUGCAGGUGAGUCAAAGCAGUAAGAAGGGAGAGAAGACCUGGCUUCAGGAGAAAGAACAACCCACAGUGACCUAAUCCAGAGGAGCAGCUCAGUUAGCCUGUAGCAGGCAGACAAAGAAGACCUUUGUGACACCUAUGAAGCUGCUCUCUCCUUAAUCGAAUCCUUGGCUCCAUCUAGCUCCUUGUUUUCUACACGGAUUGGCAGCUGCUCUCCAGAGUUUCAGACAGGUGUCUUUCCCAGUCCUAUCUGGAGAUGCUACCAAGAGCUGGACCUUGGACCUUUUGCAUGCAAAACAUGUGCUCCCUCUGAUGAACAUAGGAUGCUGCUCUAUACUGAGUCAGACCCUUGGUCCAUGAAGCUCAGUAUUGUCUACACUAACUGGCAGCAGCUGCCCAUGGUUCCAGAAAGGAGUCUUUCCCUGUCCUACCGGGAGCUACCUGGGACUGAAAUGAGGAUAUUCUUCGUGGAAAGAAGAUGCACUUCCACCUAGCUAUGGUCCUCCCUGCCUCCCACCCCCCAAUAAUAUAAGGAGGAGUCACAUGGGAAGCUGCUCGGCAUUGAGCCAUCUAGCUCGGUAUUGCCUACGCUGACCCGGCAAGCAGCACUCCAGGUCUUUCCCAGCCCUACCUGGAGAUGCCAGGGACUGAAUGUAGGACUUUCUGCAUGCAGUGCAGUGCCUGCAACACUGAACAAUAGAUGCUCCUGAUGACCUUGUCAAGCUGCCUGACACUGAGUCAGACCCUUGGUCCAGCUAGCUCAGUUUGUUGACACUGACUGGCAGCAGCUCUCAAGGGAUUUCCCCUUGCCGAGCCUUUUCUUGAAGCUGGUAAGGAAUGAACCCAGGACCUUCUGCAUCUGCAUGCAAAGCAGUGCUUGCAAGCAGCUGCUUCUCCUCUGAACUACAGCCCCAUCCCCAUAAAGCAGUGAAAGGACUGAAUAGCCCGUUGAUGGUGGCAUAACAAGCUUUUCUAGGCAACAGCCUAUUGUAUAGGAAACAGGUGACCAAGUACAGAACAACAAAGAAGAAAACCAUCAGCCAGAAAGGUGUGAGCAAGAGAACUCUGAUAGAUUAGCAUCCAAAAAAAGACAAAGGGAGAUUUUUUCCAUGUCCUGGGUGGGAAGAGAUGCCAGGAAAUCCACAGGGCCGAGAGGAACAUCCCGAGAAGGCGACAGAAGAAGCUCUUCUUCCCAAAGAAGGUGAUAGCAGCUUAAAUGAAAGUACCUUCCAAGAGGAACUUCUUGGGAGUAAGGUAGACAGCACAGGUGCUGACUUUGGAGAGGCCAGUGACGUGCCAGCAGAGGGAAAUCCUUAUCAAUGCUCACAUUGUUGGGAAACAUUUCCCCAGAGACUCCACUUGGUCGCACAUGAGAAAACCCACAUUGGAGAUAAACCAUACAAAUGCGCAGAUUGUGGGAAAAGCUUUAGCAAUAGUUAUGAGUUUCUUGAUCAUAUAAGGGUGCAUACAGCAGAGAAACCAUAUACAUGUUCUGACUGUGGCCAAAGCUUCCAUUUGAAAUCCAACCUUACUGCCCAUAAGAGAAUCCACACAGCAGAGAACCCCUAUGGAUGCUCCGAAUGCGGGCAGAGCUUCAGUAAGAAGUCUCACCUGGUGACGCACGAGAGGACCCACACUGGAGAGAAACCAUAUCAGUGCACCGACUGUGGGAAGAGCUUUAGCCAGAAAGGAAACCUUGUUUCUCACAUGCGGAUUCACACUGGGGAGAAGCCCUACAAAUGCUCCCAGUGCGGCAAAAGCUUUUCUCACUGCACUUCCCUGAUGAUGCACGUGAGAACCCACACGGGAGAAAAGCCAUACAGGUGCUCAGUCUGUAGCAAAAGUUUUGUAAAUAAGGGAAACCUGGUCUCACAUGUGAGAACCCACACAGGAGAAAAACCGUACGAAUGUACCGAUUGUGGGAAGAGCUUUAGCACCAGCUUUCAGUUUAUAGAACAUAAGCGCUUACACACAGGGGAGAAACCAUAUACAUGCUCCGACUGUGGCCAAAGCUUCAAUUCGAAAUCCAACCUUAUUACACAUAAGAGAACCCACACCGGGGAGAAACCCUACCAGUGCAGCGUCUGUGGGAAAGGCUUCCGGGUUAAAUCGUCCCUAACUAAACACAUGAGAACCCACACAGGAGAAAAACCUUACAAAUGUUCUGAGUGUGGGAAAAGCUUCAAUACUAGCUCUCUGCUCGUCAAUCAUAAGAGGGUUCAUACUGGAGAGAAACCAUACAAAUGCUCAGGCUGUGGGAAAAGCUUCCGCCAGAAAGGGAACCUCGUUUCUCACAUGAGAAUCCACACCGGGGAGAAACCAUAUCAGUGCUCCGUGUGCGACAAAAGCUUCAUUGAUAAAAAGUCCCUUGUUAAACACAACAGAACGCACACAGGGGAGAAAGCCUUUGAAUGCUUGGAUGCAGGACAAAGUUUCAGAUACAGCCCAAUGCUUACGUAGUGCAUCAGAAUGUGCACAGGAAAUCUUUGGGGUGUGAGAAAAGAUGCCAUCCUUGCACUAAAUUCUUUGUAUGCAUCAGAAGAUUCACACAGAGAUGCAAAUUGUAGAUAGUUGGAUUUUAGGCAAGAAUGAGAAGCCUAUUCUACUUCUUGAGAUUGGAAAAACUUGGAUUAGCUUUGAUGGUUGAGGAAUGCAUAGUGCUUAUGUCUAGAAAGAUCCACACCAUAGUCAGAGUGCUCAUUCCCACAACUGAAAACUGUGUUCUAUUCAGGGUUGGGAGUUGUGUGUGCUCCCAGUUUUUGGUUGUGUGAAAGCAAGGUAGGAGGAAAACCUGGGUAGAAGUGAUUGUGUGGAAGCAAAGUAGGAGGAAAAGCUACCUAGGUUUUCCUCUGCCUUGCUUCCACACAAUCACUUCUGCCCAGGUUUUCCUCUUACCUUGCUUCCACACAUCCAAAUAUUUGAGCACACACAGCUCCCAAACCCGGAUAGAACACAAUUUUUGAUUGUGGAAAUGACCUCAGAGUCUUGAAAUAGCUUGUCUUUGGACCAGAUGUUCCAUGCCAGCUUCUAGCACACUAGUGGUCAGAAAACUUGAUGAGGCCCAAACUAGAUUUUACACAAAAGGUGCACCCAGUGUCAAAACAGCGGCUAUACACUCCUCUGUCUAUUAGGACUUGCCCAUCUUCUGAAGGGCCACCUUUCUACAGGUGGCAUCACACAUUAUGCGGCAAGUAUGGUUGCCAUGAACCACCGGUUCUUGAAGCAUGCACGGGAGCCCGACUUCCAGUGUCGGGAGGACUAUGCCAGUAUUGGGUAUGUCAUUUGAACCCUCCAAUGGCUGUAUAUUCUACCCUAGUUACUAUUCUGAACUCAUCAUCUGUAACCUACAUAUGAAGUCGGAUACCAAUGUUGGGUUCAGGACUGUAAGUAGGGUAGAAUAUGCAAACACUGGCAGGUUUGGAUGACAUGUCCAGUGUUGACAUAGUCCUUCCAAAACCAAAGGUUGGGCUCCCGCACGUGCUCCAGGAGCCAGUGGUUGGUGACAGCCAUACCUGCCACGUUACAGUGACACCACUCAUUGUAUCCUCACAACCCCUCUCCACAUUGGGGGCUGCCCAUGAUGAGAAUCAGAGAAAAGCCAGAAUAUGAUGAUGACACCACACAAAGCAUGUCCCAUUGCAUGUAAGAGGAGAGGAGACAGGAGCUAGCUGUUUCACUGCUGUUUCCAGCAUCGUUCAAGAUGAUGUCUCAUUUUUCACCCAAAAGUUGCUUUAGUUCAUUCAUCCUUUUCUUCUUUUAAACACCGUGUUGGAAACCUCGGGUGAGUCACAGGCAUGAGCGGUUCUGAAAUGUAAUGACAGGCAUUUGAAAUGUUUCUUCAGCAGCUUUUGCACAUGGUUGGUACCCAAGAUUGGGAUGGCAUUUCUUCAACAGAACAUUGCUCAUACUUAAGAAUAUGAAAUAUUUUUCUACCUUUUUUGCUCACUCUUGAUUUUCAAAAAUAACUUUAGAACCCACUGCAUUACAAUGGAGUGGAAUAUUUGACUGUAGCAUGUCCCCCCCCCCAAAAAAACAAACCCAAACGUUCGACAUACCUUGCUUUUAACAUACUUAUCAUUCCCAAGUGAGUGGGGCUGGCUAGAAAUUUAAAAUGUAUUGGUACAUAGAAUUUAAAUGUAAUGUCUACAUAUGGAUUAAACUGUAGAUUUGAUGUUAAAA
This is a messenger RNA of Hemicordylus capensis (graceful crag lizard), 4295 nucleotides long. Its product is annotated as zinc finger protein OZF-like. Gene Ontology annotation, molecular function: DNA-binding transcription factor activity; RNA polymerase II cis-regulatory region sequence-specific DNA binding. The transcript has 2 exons. The record is from RefSeq and is a predicted model, not a curated record. Bases 1245 to 2576 code for a protein of 443 amino acids. NCBI's taxonomy places the organism in Eukaryota, Metazoa, Chordata, Lepidosauria, Squamata, Cordylidae. Gene Ontology annotation, biological process: regulation of transcription by RNA polymerase II.